UCUGCUUCGACCUCCAUCUCUCCCUCCGGAAGGAUACCAGCGGCCCUCUACUUGGUCUCGCCUCCUUUUAAUUGUGCUGUCUUUUCAGACGCCAAUUCUUGUCGUGUUCAUAUAUGUCAAUUGCCUAUUUCUACCAUUGAGCAUCCAUGGCUUUGAACGAGAAGACCGGACCCGUCAUCGUGUCCGAACAUGACGAGAAGGGCUCCGAAACGCGACCGGUGGACAAGGUUGAGGAGGUGCAUGCCGUGAAGAAGAUCCACGCCGAUGGCACUGUUGACUUGGUCGAUACGCAUGCCAUUGGUGGUGCGAUGGAAGAAAUGCCAAAGGGGUACUACUACAGUCCUCAAUUCCUCGGCACAGUGCUCGCGAUAUGCCUUGGUUCAAUCUGCGCGUAUCUGGGAUGGGUGCUACCAGCGAAUACACUCUCGCUCAUCAACGAAGACAUCGGACCCUCGCCCAACCUCAACUGGGUAGCCACCGUCUGGACAUUGGGCACUGCCGUUGGUUUCCUCCUCGUCGGACGACUCUCUGAUAUCUUUGGUCGCAAAUGGAUGGUUAUGAGCUCCAACGUACUCGGACUCAUUGGCUGCAUCAUCGGCGCCAAUGCGCACAACAUCAACACUUUGAUUGGAGCAAACCUUUGCAAUGGGCUGGCAGCUGCUGGUCAGCUUUCCUUCGGCAUUGUACUAGGAGAGCUCGUGCCGAACAAGCACAGAGGGCCAUGGGUUACGCUUGUGUUCCUGUCGUCGCUGCCUUUUGCUGUUUUCGGCCCCAUCAUUGCGAGAACCUUCAUCGAGCAGACUGCCGCCAAGUGGCGAUGGAGCUACUAUCUUGGAAUCAUCAUGUCUGGCCUGACUGUCAUCCUCUAUCAGAUCUUCUACCACCCCCCUUCAUUCAGCCAGCUGCACGUGCACGGCAAGUCCAAGUGGCAGAUGUUCAAGGAGCUUGACUUCAUCGGCAUCUUCCUCUACAUCGCCGGUCUCGUCAUCUUCCUGAUUGGACUGUCCUGGGGAGGCGGAGUUUACCCUUGGAAGAGUGCUGCGGUCAUUUGCUCGAUCGUCCUUGGAGCCCUCACUCUGGUCGCAUUUGGCCUCUAUGAGGCCUUCGUCUUCAAGGGCCAAGCCCUGAUGCCCCUCCGCCUCUUCAAGAACAUCCAAUACUUCGCCAUCGUCAUGGUCGCCGCCAUCGCCGCCAUGGUGUACUACUCCCUCACCGUCCUCUGGCCCACCAUCAUCGGCACCGUCUACACCACUGACUCCAAGAAAAUCGGCUGGCAAUCCUCCGUCGUCGGUGGCGGCGUCCUCCUCGGCCAAGCCGUCGGUGGCUUCGCCAUCACUUACAUUCCCAAGGUCAAAAUCCAAGUCAUCGUGCUCGCCUGCUUGGCCACCGCUUUCUUAGGCGCGCAGGCAUCAUUGAGCGUCGACGGACACACCCGCUUCAUCACUCUCGGCGUGCUUGGCACCUUUGUCAUCGGCUGGAUCGACAACAUCGCCUUCCCCGGCGUGACCAUGAUCUACGAAGCGCAGGACAUCGGCCUCGCAUCCGGCAUCCUCGGCUCCAUCCGCGCCGUCGGCGGCGCCGUAGCGCAGGCCCUCUACGUCUCCAUACUCAACACCAAAGUCACCCAGUACCUCCCCGAGUACGUCGUGCCCGCGGCCGUCGGCGCCGGGCUGCCCGCCUCCUCCAUCCCCGCGCUCUUCGCCGGCAUCACCGCCGGCAACUUCUCCGCUGUGCCGGACAUCACACCAAAGAUCAUCGCGGCGACGGGUGCCGCCGUCACGCAUGCUUAUCUGUCGAGCUUCCAUAUCGUGUUCUACGCCGUCAUUCCGUUUGGCUGCUUGCUCAUCUUCUUUGCGGCGCUGACGCCGAACUUCGAGAAGUACUUGACGCAUAAUGUGAGUCGGCGGCUGCAGCACAUGGGGAAGUUGGCGGCCGAGGGCAGGGAUAUUGAGGGCGAGGCGGCUGUUUGAUGAGGAGUGCGAUUGUUUCUAUAUAUGAAUGCGGGUGUAAUUAAUGAGGAGAUGUUUGUUACGAUAUGAUAGCGAUUAGAUUGGAAUGGGUGGAAAAUAUACCCGUGUUUUGCUGUUGAUGUUUAUUCUCAGGCUUGUGUGUGUGAUGACUACUGUUAGUGAAAGAGGGCUGUUGUGAUGAUGGAGGGGCUUCUUUGCUGCCUCGCGUGUUGUAAGUUCGUACACACAUCUUAUCCGAGUUUUUACAAUGCGCCGAAGGCUCAGUUGGGUGUCCGGAGUGGACAUUUCCUGAAACAAAAGCGCGUCGAAUACAUUCAAUCGUAUAG
Messenger RNA from Mytilinidion resinicola, 2296 nucleotides. Its product is annotated as fungal trichothecene efflux pump. The transcript has 4 exons. The coding region runs from base 147 to 1970 and encodes 607 amino acids. Gene Ontology annotation, cellular component: membrane. Gene Ontology annotation, molecular function: transmembrane transporter activity. The record is from RefSeq and is a predicted model, not a curated record. Gene Ontology annotation, biological process: transmembrane transport. Lineage: Eukaryota; Fungi; Ascomycota; Dothideomycetes; Mytilinidiales; Mytilinidiaceae.